CUUAUCACACGACACACACUCGCACAGUCGCACAUCGCCGGGCGCCGGCUCAUCAAGUGUUUUUCUUGUUCUUUUUCGUUACACAACAUUGCAUGAUCGUCAGUCGUAAAAUAAUUAAUAAAUAAACAAUGUUCUGCUUUACGGCGGUUCGUGCGUGUAGACCGUGUAGUAGUCUAUGGCCGUCAGUCGUUUUACCAGCCGUGAUCAGACGUCAAAGCCUGAACACUCGAAGUUCGCCCGCCACAGCCGCGACGCAAUCCCAAAGCGGCAUUAAAAAACGCGUCCAACGCCGGAAGCUGCCGGUCAUCGCUGAAAACGCGGGUCAGCAACAUGGCUUUUGGUGCGUAUCGGCGUUCUCGACUGCCGAAGAGUUUCGCCUAGAACAACUGUCGGCGGCGUUGUCCAAGACAAACAUGUACGAGCCCACGUGCCUGUACAGUGGUUCCGAUGACGGCGCAGAAUCUACACCGGCCGACGUCGUUCACGCCGUGUCCAAAUUUCACGUAACCAACGAGCCCAGACAUUUGUAUUUUUUCCGCGAAGGCUCGGUUGUAGGAUGGAACGUGUCAGAUCUCGAAGUCAGCAGCCUCAUUAAUUUCGUCGCCGAACACGAGAUCGGGUCCUAUGACGAACACAUUGUCAUGAAUGAGAGAGAAAGCAUGUAUUAUGCAUACACAAACGACAAAAAAAGUUCGAUUCAAAAAGGUAAUGUGUAUUUGAUCGGCGAUGACGUGACGGCAUCCGACUUGGACCGGUACACGUUCUCCAACGCAAUGGCGCACAGCGUGAAGCUGGGCACAUGGGAAGCGCUGCUCGAGGAGUACAUAGAUUCCGUCGAGGUCGUCACACAAGACCUACAAAAUGGACUGCCCAUCCGGAUCACCAGAAAAGAAGUCAUGAAGAAAACCGGUGAACUGUUUGGACUGAGACACAGGAUCAAUUUAAGUUCUGAUCUCCUUGAUUUGCCAGAUUUUUAUUGGGAACGAGAACACUUGGAAACGUUUUAUCGUUCAACGUGUAACUAUUUCAGCAUAUCUACGCGGCUCAAGACAAUGAACAUGAAAAUAAACCAUUGCCUAGAACUCGUCGAGCUCCUGUCACACCAUUUGAGCGACAAACAUCACAUUAGACUGGAAUGGAUGAUCAUCGUGUUGAUCAUGGUCGAGGUUGGCUUCGAAAUCAUUCACUAUGCUCAGUUGUUCAUCAAAUGAGAUGCUUUCGUAACGGGUUUCUUCUCAAUCUUUAAAAAUAUUAUUAUUUUAUGCCAAAAUUCUACAGACAUUUGUCUUAGGUUAAGCACAAUAUAGAAUUAAGUUAAAUUAAUUAUUAUGCCUUGUAAAAUAAAUCGAUGAGUAAUAAAUUGACCAUUUGUUUUUC
Molecule: messenger RNA, 1377 nt
Organism: Aphis gossypii (cotton aphid)
Lineage: Eukaryota; Metazoa; Arthropoda; Insecta; Hemiptera; Aphididae
Product: required for meiotic nuclear division protein 1 homolog
Exons: 6
Coding region: 129-1211 (360 amino acids)
Biological process (GO): positive regulation of mitochondrial translation
Source: RefSeq, a predicted model, not a curated record